Messenger RNA from Drosophila mauritiana, 1088 nucleotides. RefSeq names its product 39S ribosomal protein L17, mitochondrial (gene mRpL17). Gene Ontology annotation, biological process: translation. The record is from RefSeq and is a predicted model, not a curated record. The coding region runs from base 86 to 616 and encodes 176 amino acids. Gene Ontology annotation, cellular component: ribosome; mitochondrial large ribosomal subunit. The transcript is spliced from 2 exons. Gene Ontology annotation, molecular function: structural constituent of ribosome. Lineage: Eukaryota; Metazoa; Arthropoda; Insecta; Diptera; Drosophilidae.
AGUAUCGCUAUCGAUAAAGGGUCGCCAGCUGUUCGGCGAAUGUUACGUGAUUUCUUAUUUGUAACAUUGCUAAAACUAGAGUAAAAUGAAUCAAGCCGAUGUAACAAAGCUCAUGUCACAGCUGCGUAUAGCGGUCAGACCCAACAAGCGCCACCUGAAGAAUGCCGAUGGCCCGGAAGGUCGGCUGCUGAAGCUGCGUAAGACCGUCACUGCGUUGGUGAAGCACGAGCGUAUUGAACUGUUCUACAACCGUGCCGAUGAAGCUCGUGGCUACGCGGAACUGCUCAUUUCCAAUGCCAUACGCCAUGGGGACCGACACCAAGCGACCAUGGAACUGGCGGACUAUUGGCUGCUGGAAAAGCAACUGGUUCAUAAGCUGUUCAAGGUGCUGGUACCGCGCUAUGAGAACUACAAUGUGUCCUACACUCGCAUGUACAAAGCCCCUCGGGAGUAUCCCGGCAUCUACUACAGGCGGUCUGUGCUGGAGCUUCGUGGCAAUCCCUACCCUUCGCUGGCGGCGGAUCAGUCUCAGAACCGGAAUCUGCUGCACAAUGUGCUUCUGGACGAGGCGAGAAAGGAGUUUAGGCGUCAAAAACUGUCGGAGUUAGUUCACUAACUAGCUCUAUUCACCAGCCGCCUGUUUAUUUAGUAGGUUAGCAAGCAGUUUGUCGCUUAGAAUUCACGUAAGACUUAAAAGCAUCUUUAUUAUAAAUGUAUGUAUUCACAAAACUAAUUGUUUGAAUUAAGAGUUGAGCUUAUACAAAUGACUAAAGUCUUCUGACAUUGCAGUGAUUGAAGUAAUCCGGUUUCCAAUCUACUGAGUUGGAGAAUUAGCUUUCGAAUGAUUCAAAUUCUGAACGGAUAACUUACCCUUUCCCGUAAGGCAGGCAUCCCGCAACAUUUCACAAAUGCUGUAGAAGAAUUGGUGCUCAUUUGUCGACGAUGCGCAGACAGGCAGAAACGGAUCACAAGUUAUAGUACUACACCCCGAGCUGCUGCUCAAUACUGGCAGAGAUACAGACAGCGCAAGGAACACUAUAAUGUUGAAGAUCAGGAACCAAGCCAAAUAAAUAUUCAUUUUGGACGAA